AUGGCUAUCUCAUCAACUCGUGUUAUUGGAGUAGUUCUCUUAAUUGUUCUUUUUAGUGGCAUUAUGGUUUCUGCUGACGUGUUAGGGCGGCGCAUGCUCGGUGCAGGCGGCGUAGGUGGUGGUGGUGGUGGCUUAGGUGGCUUGGGAAUUGGUAUUGGUGGAAGUCUUGGCCAUGAUAUAAAUGGUGGCAUGGGACUUGGUGGCGGUUUGCUUGGUGGUAAAGGUGGUGGUGGUGGUGGUGGUAACUAA
Molecule: messenger RNA, 249 nt
Organism: Solanum tuberosum (potato)
Lineage: Eukaryota; Viridiplantae; Streptophyta; Magnoliopsida; Solanales; Solanaceae
Product: acanthoscurrin-1-like
Exons: 1
Coding region: 1-249 (82 amino acids)
Source: RefSeq, a predicted model, not a curated record